CUCCGUCGUUCUUUCUCCGCUCCCAGUCAUUCCCGAAGCUCGCACCGUGGAUUUCGCCACUUUCUUCUUUCGAUCUUCUCGUUUCCCCAGAGGUAUGCCUCCCGAAACUAUAAUUACUUCAUAAUCUAUCAAUCUAUCGGCAAUAGCUUGUUGUAGCAGUUACCAUGUGGAGGAAAAGCCUUAGGUCAUGGACUCCUCUCCUUCCUGCCUCCUCCUCCUCCCUCUUCCCUCAAUCCCAUCUUCCCCCUCCAUCCAACAGUAUUCCCCCCCAUACUUCUCAAUCUCCCAAACCCCCCCUCCUCCUUCUCAAGCAAUACCUUCCCAUCAACAACUCUCUUGUGGCAACCCCGUCCAAUUUCUUCUCCACAAGCCCUCAACCCAACACCCAAAUCACUUAUCCUGCGAAUGAUGAUCUUAGCGAAAAGGAUGACCAUGACGAUAAUCUUGGAGCGGCUGAAUCUGCUCGUAAAUUGGAUGGUGAGAUGCUCCGAGAUGUGGAGACGGUCGUAGCCUGUCUCAGGGAUUUUGGCGGGAACAGCGCAGAGGCCAGGAAGAGGCUGGAGCAGUGCAACGUGCGUUCCUCCCACGAACUGGUGGUGGAGGUCCUCUCCCGCCUCCGCAACGACUGGGGCCCCGCCUUCACUUUCUUCCUGUGGGCCGGCAAGCAGCCGGGCUAUGCCCACUCCGCCCGCGAGUACAACUCCAUGAUCGCUAUCCUCGGAAAGAUGCGGCGGUUCGACACCGCGUGGACCCUCGUCCAUGAGAUGAAGGGAGGGACGCCUUCAAGGCCCGGCCCUUCUCUCGUCACCCCCCAGACCCUCCUAAUCUUGAUCAGGAGGUAUUGCGCCGUCCACGAUGUCGGGAGGGCGAUCAAUACCUUCUAUGCGUUCAAGAAGUUUGGAUUCGCACCCGGAAUUGACGACUUUCAUGGCCUCCUCAGUGCGCUCUGUAGGUACAAGAAUGUGGAAGACGCCGAGCACCUGCUCCUCUGCAACGAGUCCGCAUUCCCCUUCGAGGCGAAGAGCUUCAACAUUGUUCUCAAUGGGUGGUGCAAUAUUAUGGUUUAUCUCCGGGAGGCUAAGAGGUUUUGGAGGGACAUGGGAAACAGAGGCAUCCCCAAGGAUGUUGUGUCGUAUGGGAAUAUGAUCUCUUGCAAAUCGAAAGCCAGCAAUCUUACUGAUGUCCUGAAGUUGUAUAAUGAGAUGAGGGAGGUUGGAAUUGAGCCUGAUAUAAAGGUUUAUAAUGCGGUCGUGUAUGCCCUGGCCAAAGCCAAGUGCAUGGAGGAUGCCAAGGGUCUUGUGAAGAAAAUGGAGGAGAAGGGCGUCGCUCCAAAUGCUGUGACUUUUAAUUCUCUCAUUAGGCCGCUAUGUAAGGCACAUCAGGUUGAUGAUGCAAGGCAAGUGUUCGAUGAGAUGUUGCAGAGGGGUCUCACUCCUUCUAUAAGGACCUAUCAUGCAUUCUUUGAUGUGGCGAGGAGUGUAGAUGAGGUGUUUGAGCUGUUGAAUGGAAUGAAGGAAAAGGGUUGCAGCCCAGAGAUUGAAACAUAUAUUAUGCUGAUCAGGAAAUUGUGCCGGUGGAGGCAGGAUGAGAGCGUCUAUAGGCUGUGGAAUGAGAUGAUUGAGAAUGGAUUGAGUCCGGAUAGAAGUGCAUAUAUUGUCUUGAUACAUGGUCUGUUUCUAAAUGGAAAGCUAGAAGAGGCUUCGAGGUAUUAUGAGGAGAUGAAGAUGAAAGGUUUUCUUCCUGAGCCAAAGACUGAGGAGAUGAUCCAAGCAUGGCUUUCUGGCAAAGAAGUUGCCGAACAGUCUAUAGUGAUGGAUUUGGAAAGAAAAAGGGUAACACGGGACCCCUUGGACAAGAAACCGAGGGGUGCCUCUUGGAGACAGUUUCUAAAACAACCUGGAGCAAUAAGUGUUACAAGAGACCAGGGAUUCUCUUCUUUUGGUAGCUGAGAAUAUUUGUUUUUGUUGCAAAUGAGUAUCCUUCACUCUACAAGGUCACUCUACUGUUAAGAAAAUCAACCAUUGUACAACCCUCUAUCAGGUCCUGAACCUCUAUGUAUCCUGGUAAGUUUAUUCAAUCUUUAGUUAUACAUGUUUCCAAUGAAUGGCGCAUGCAUUGUUAUUCAUCAAAA
Molecule: messenger RNA, 2131 nt
Organism: Elaeis guineensis (African oil palm)
Lineage: Eukaryota; Viridiplantae; Streptophyta; Magnoliopsida; Arecales; Arecaceae
Product: pentatricopeptide repeat-containing protein At5g15010, mitochondrial
Molecular function (GO): protein binding
Source: RefSeq, a predicted model, not a curated record